Chrysemys picta bellii (western painted turtle) is the source of this 6381-nucleotide messenger RNA. The record is from RefSeq and is a predicted model, not a curated record. NCBI's taxonomy places the organism in Eukaryota, Metazoa, Chordata, Testudines, Emydidae.
CCGGCGCAUGCGCGCUGGCGUGCCUCCGGUUCCUGCCUGUCGCUGUGUUGUUGUUUUGAGCCGGUCUCCAGGCCCCGCCGCUGUGAGGGACCCGCCGCGGCCCGCGCGCCAGGAGCGACAGGGAUCGGCCCCGGCGCUGCCCCUGUCUGAGAGGGGGGCGGCAGGUCGCGGGGCCUCCUCGGGGUCUUGGCAUCGCCCAAGAGGUGCCACCCCGCGCCGGUCUGGGGCCGGGUCCCCCCGGGAUAACAUCAUGAAGUGUGACUUUUUUGAGAUAAGCUUUCUGGUAUGAAGUAAAGAAACAACAUAUGAAAGACAUAAAUAUUUAUAAGUAAUGUCAGUUAAUUUGCCUUUAAAUGAAUAUUUGUAUCUCCUGAUUAACACAAGAAGCCUUUGGGGGAAGCAGAGAAACAAGCAGCUGUACUACUUGUGUAGACCUAAACUUUAUUGGAGGAUUAGUCAUGGUAUUCCACUUAGAGUUUUUCAUACAAGCAAAACUCAAUGUAAAUGGACCAGAAGCAAAACACUAGAGUGUAGUAAACACAAUUAUAGCCAUGACUUUUUGUAUUAUAGAGUUUCUAAACAUAGCACUUCUUCUCCUAAGGGACUAACAAAAGUGAAUAAUCGUAUGUCACGAAUUAAGAACACUUUUGAAUCUGUUUCAAAGGCUGUUUCUGGCACCCACAGUGAACUGGUUGCACGAAUAGCUCGAUUCAAGCCCCACUCUGGCAUAUUGGGGAAAGCAUUUGAAAAUAAUGUUCAGGAAAACAAUCUCCAGGUAAACCUAGAAAAUGAUAAACGAACUACAUGUGCUGGAGCUCAGGGAGAUUACAACAAUAGUCAAAUUGUAAAGAACUUUGUUCACACAGAUGAAAACUCAGAGUCUACAUUGAUAAGUAGAAGUGGCACUAAUCAAGAUACUUUAAAAGAUUCUGUAGAUAUUAAAAACAACCUUUUUCAUGUAAGCUACUUCACUACAAAUUUUGGAGAGACUUACAACUUUUUAGCAAAUCAUAUCAACUGGUACUUUGGCAUUAAUACUGUUAUGGAUCAAGAGAAAAAAGGAAAUGCUUUUCUACAAGACUCUAAGAACGAACUCAGAAAUAAACUCGAUUCACCAGAAAGUGACAUAAUGAGUAAUGAAAAUAGGAUGAGUUCAGCAUCCACUUUAAUUUCUGCUGCUGAGAUUCAAGAUGCUGAAAAGACAAAUAUUGCUCUUCCAACUUCCACUAAAAAGAGCAUUGCAAGCUUCCUUUCAUACCCUAGUAACAGUGUACAAGCUUUUGUAGACAGUUAUGUAGGCAGUCUGGUCCCCAAGUUGAGAUUUGAGACAAAAGCCGCCUCAGAAGAUAAAUCACAAGAACGCAAAGAGUCUUUGAAAGAUGAAGAGGAUGGCGGCAAAGAGAUCAAAACUGCAGAAGGGAAAGAAAAGCGUUUGUCUCUUCAGAGAGAAAAGAUUAUUGCAAGAGUGAGUAUUGAUAACAGAACACGGGCUUUAGUUCAGGCCUUACGAAGAUCUUCUAACCGAAGAGUCUCUAUCAACAGGAUUGAAGAAUUGACUUACCACCUUCUGGAAUUUCCAGAAACCAGAGGAGUUGCUAUUAAGGAAAAAAUAAUUCCAUGCUUACUACAGCUGAGACAAGGAACUGAUGAAACUCUUCAUGCUGCCGUUAUGGAGGCUUUGGCUAUAAUUGGAUAUACAGAUCCUGUGAAAGCCUGGGGAAUUCGAAUUCUCACUAUUGAUGGAGGAGGAACAAGGGGUUUAGUAGCACUUCAGACUUUACGUAAACUAGAAGAACUUACUGGAAAGCCUGUUCAUGAACUUUUUGACUACGUUUGUGGUGUAAGCACAGGUGCUAUAUUAGCAUUUAUGUUGGGGUUAUUCCAUAUCCCUCUGGAUGAAUGUGAGGAACUGUAUCACAAAUUAGGAUCAGAUGUGUUUAAGCAGAAUGUCAUUGUUGGGACAAUGAAAAUGGGUUGGAACCAUGCAUUUUAUGACAGUGAUAUCUGGGAAAAGAUGCUCAAAGAGAGAAUGGGAUCGGAUCUCAUGAUUGAAACUGCAAGAAAUCCCAGAUGUCCUAAGGAUGGAGGCCUGCUUCUGAAUAAUCCCACUGCUUUGGCUGUCCAUGAGAGCAAAUGCCUUUGGCCAAAUGUCCCACUGCAGUGCGUAAUAUCGUUGGGCACUGGUAGAUAUGAAAGCGAGAGGAAGAACAGCAUCACGUACACAAGUUUGAAAACCAAACUUACAAAUGUUAUCAGCAGUGCAACUGACACAGAAGAAGUCCAUACUAUGUUGGAUGGCCUGUUACCUCCAGACACCUAUUUCAGAUUUAAUCCUUUGAUGAAUGAAGACAUACCUCUGGAUGAAAAUCGGAAGGAAAAACUCAAUCAGUUGCGGACAGAUGGAAUACGGUAUUUAGAACGAAAUGAAGAAAAAAUUAAAAAAGCUGCCAAAAUCCUAACACAAGAAAAAACAGUUUUGCAGAAAUUGAAUGAGUGGAUAAGGUUAAAAGCCUAUAUGUGUGAAGGACUUCCAUUUUUUUCCAAACUGUGAAUAUAUAAUUAACGAAAACUCAUAUAUACCGUUCCAGAGAAUCCAGCCAAUUCUAUAAGGGAUCUGUGCAUACAUCGUUACUGUAUAAUUCUGGAUAGCUGUCAAAGUCCAGGGAAUGUUGGAGAAAGCACUUCUCAGUCAAGCACUGGUAUAGUGCUGCCUGCUUUGUACACACAUCCUUGGAAUAAGGUUUCGUGGUGUUCCUUUUUUGAGAUUUAGAAACAUUACUGUUGUACUGGUUAAUUUUAGUGAAAUACUGGUGGUUUUUUUUGGCUGUUCAUGCAGGCCUAUUUUAGAUUCAUUACACCUAGCUCACUUUGUACCACCUAAGAUUAACAAUUAUGAAAAACAAAUGUGCUAUACAUUUUUGUAAAUAUAUACCAUAAUCAUGUUGACAGUAACACAUUGUUUAUUUACCUAUUACUGAAUUUAAAAUAAAAACAAAAAUUAAACUGAUUUCUAUAAGUAUAUUGUAGUCUCUGCAAUAUAUACUACAAGCUGUUUUACUGCCAGUGAAGGUAAUAUCCUUUCAGUUUAUGAAAACCUAAAGCUGGGCCCACGUAAAUGCACUUUUCCAUUUCAAAGAUAAUGUUAAAAUAAUUUGUUUUUAAUAUGCAUUUUUUUGUGUGUAACAGUUAACUUUGUCCAGUAAGAUGUUUGCUGAUUAUAAAAAGGUAUAAAAUACUCAAAAUCAACCAGUAUUUUUUCUGUAAUUUUAAGAUGUGCUGUGCAUUAACUUUUAUAGGUUCAACUCCAGAAUAAAUUAUUCGUUGUUUGAAAAUAACUCUCAAACCUCAUCCCAGCAAAUAUUCUUGUCACAUAAUAAAGGAAAUAAACUCUUGAAAUAAUCCACUUCUCAUGCUGCAGUAGUGACUUUCUUAACAUAUUGAAAUCUCAGAAUCGGAUAGCACCAAACCUUAGAAAUCAGUGUAUAUACUUUUCCUGUAAAGAUGAUGCACGGAGUAAAUAAGUUCAAAUAAAAUGUAUUUUCUUUUAUGCCUUGAAAUCCAUGUGUGCAUUCCCCCAGUAUUCGGUUGACACUAGUGUUGUGUGUUUAUAUGUAGCUUAAAAGGUUGCUUUUGGAAAAAAUAUUUUGUUUUAAUUUUAUUAUAUCCAUCUUUGUGGCCCAUUUCACUAGCCUUAUUUAUAUGAUUUCUGUGAGAAUAUGUUAAAGAAAAUGACAAGUAUAAUUGGACCCCUAGAAACGGUGUAGCUGUGUGAAGAUGUGGGGAAUCUGUCUAUGUACAAUUUAUGAAUUCCAGUUUGAGAUUAUAAACUCUGUGUGUGUCGUUAUCAAACUACAAACUUCAUUUUGGAAGUGGAGCUAGCAUGCCUUCUCUGUUGUCUUUUUUUUCCUCCAUGUUAUACUGAAAUUCCAAGGGGUAGUGUCACAGGGCUAACGAUGGAGGAUCAUUAAACUUUGAUGGUCCUCUAGUCUCAUAGACGCACCCUGGCACAGAGAGUUAGUUUCUGUCCAAAAGAACCAGUCUGCCCAGACAGAGCAGGGGGUCACUUGCCAAAGGGUACUGGCAGUUAUUAUAUUAAAAAAAAAAGAGGUCUUUUGCAGGGCAUUUUAGAGAGGGAGAAGAGACCAGAAGCAAAAGGCUGGGUGCCAGAGUAAGAGGAGACUCCAUAUUCCAGGGGAGAAGCCAUGUGCAAGAUGAAAGUAGGAGAGGAAGGAUCCAUUCCUAGGCUCCUUAAGAGACGGGCCUAAGCCCAAAGAACACUUGAAGUGAAGAAACAAAGGCAGGGAAUAGCAGAUAGGUGUUUUAGUAUUUUGUUUAAAUCUGUAUAUUUUUAUGCUAUAUAAAGUAAUAGCAAUUGUGUUAAAACUUUGCAAAGCCCUGUGUGUUGUGUGCUUCAACUAUUGUGUUUCUGGAGUGGUAAGUAGUAAACCAGAAUGCCCACAAGGUUGAAGCUCUGGGAAAGGGUGUGCUUAAGCUACUGCGGAGUUUGAGGGAGGCAGCAGUAGUCUUAGGACAAAGGCAGUGGGGCCUCAGCUCUCAGAAGGGGGUGCUUGACAGAGAAUCUGUACCCCUCAGAGUGUGCCCAAAAACCCAGAGGCAGUCAGGAAGCCUAAAACCCAUGAGUCAGGCGCAAUGGGAGCCAAACACAGCAGUGUUGUGAGUGUCCAGCCCAGAGAAAUUUACUAGGGCUGUGACAAGCUGCAAUGGCACUUUUUUCUUUUUUAAACCCACCAUGUGAAUAUGGUGUUACUGGAAAUCUAGGAACUUCUAGGUGCCUAAAUACCUUUAAAAAUCUAGCCUUCCGUCUUGCAUCUUUUUGUUCACUUGAGUAGCCCUAAUGACUCUAGUGGGACAAUUUGUGUCAGUAAAAGUUGCAGGAUCCGUCCCUGGGUCAGGCUUGUCUGAUGGGUGCUUUAAACAUGGAUAAAAUAUUGAACUUCAAAGUGUUAGUAUGUCAAGAAGCAAAACCGCAUUGGAGGCCUUUCAAAAGCCCGUCUUCCAUUUUGCCUUUUAGGAGUGGAUAGCGGAGUAACCAAAGUCUAGAUCUUCUGUUACAUAAUUCAGUUACCCAGAAUGACUCACUUCCUUUGACUGCCUACUGCUGUGUAUGUCUUUUUAAAUCAUAGGUAGCUGCAUUAGCCUGUCUCUAAUAACCCUUUUGAGGGAGUGGCUCUAAGAGGGAUUCAGAGCAGGAAGAGGAAGCUACUACUGAGAUUGUGCAUUCCUCUCAGCAGGGUGCCACAUAUCUCAUGGUGUGAUUAGGGGAAAACAAAAUCUAGGCUUUCAAAUUUCACAUGAGAGACUCUUGUCACCUCUCUGCCCCACCUGUUCUUCCUUCCUCAACCUUUAUAAGACCCUCCACGAUUUCCAGGUUUCUUUUUGUCUUUGAAGCUAGUAAGUUCUGUUAAAGACCACGUGUAACCCUGGGCUAAAGUGUUUUAAUGAUCGCCAUGAUACGAAUAAAUUUCAGAUUCCUGAAGGCCAAAGAAGCCUUUGUAAUUUGUGGCACCAGAGGAUGGGAGUGAGGUUGGGUUUUUCCUUGAUCUGGGGAAAGAUUAGAAAAAUAAAAUGCCACAGUAAUUGGGUGAAAGAAUGAAGUAUAUUGGUCAUUUGUCAUUUUUUAUUAUGAACACUCCUCAUGCACCAGAAAGGGUUCCCAGAACAAAGACUAACGUUAACUACUUAAAAAGAACAUUUCUAUAGUCUUUGCUAUAGCCUGGUUUGCCCUUUAAGGCAAGCUGGGCUCAGCCUUGCUGUGACCAGACAGUUAUCCCCCAGCUGAGGCUGAUGGACUUAAUUAUAUGACUGACCCUAGCUUGAAGAGAUCAGAGAGGGGGGUUACUUAAACAGAGCUGUGAACACAGGCAAAGGAAGUGAUCAAGAGAGAGGAGCAAGGGGUGUUUCUUCUCUGGAAAGAGUCUGGGGAAUUCAUGCUGGAAGAGCCCCUCAGGAAGCAUGUUAGGUUCUUGCGAAGGAGGCGGUGAGAGAUUGCCUACAGGUAGUAGGGAAAGCCCUGAAGAAAACUGCCAUAAUCUCUGGGGAAGGACUGGGAAGACUCAGACAGCAACAGGCCAUUGUGGGGCCAAGGAAGUGGUCAUUAGGGGUCACUAGAGGCUAAUUCCCCUGCAAUGCCAUGACCGGACACCAAGGAGUGCUACAGAGGUAAGUGCAACCUAUAGGGCCUUGGUGGGGCAAAGAAUUGUACAGUUCCUAUCCUCUCUUCAGGAUCUUCACCCUCAAGUAUCCUUAAAGCCAAAGGAAUGGCAAGAAUCUGUUUAGUUCACUGGCAGUCUUUCCUGUGAUCUGUGGAGUAAGUAAGGGGAGGUUAAAAAAAAAAAAAUAAAACUAUACACCACUGAAGGA